This is a messenger RNA of Gryllus bimaculatus (two-spotted cricket), 602 nucleotides long. The record is from the annotation of a GenBank genome assembly. Lineage: Eukaryota; Metazoa; Arthropoda; Insecta; Orthoptera; Gryllidae.
AUGUGUAGGGGCAUUGACGAGCACCGCAGGGUUCGCAUGAGACGCGAAUGCGCCAACUGCGUGGAUGAGGGAGUGGGACUGGCGGGCAAUCGAUGGACUAUGCCAUUGCUGAAGCUGGGAGAGAAGCGGUACUACCUCGGCAUCUUCUUCAAGGUGGGUGACAUCACGGCCAACUGGUACCGCGCGGCCCAGUACUGCCGCUACCACGGCAUGCAUUUGGCCAGCAUCAACAGCCAGGAGGAGAACGACAAGCUGGAGAAGCACAUCCGUGACUUCGGUGGGUAUCUCAUGGACGGGCUGGGCAACGAGCACUUCUGGACGUCGGGCACCGACCAGGCGGAGGAGGGCGUGUUCUUCUGGAUGUCGACGGGGCGGCCCAUCACGUUCGAGAACUGGAACGCGGGCGAGCCCAACAAUUUCCGCUACGAGAACGGCGAGGAGGAGCACUGCAUGGAGCUGUGGAACCGCGACGGCAAGGGCCUCAAGUGGAACGACUCCCCGUGUUCCUUCGAGACUUUCUUUGUGUGCGAGGUGCAGUGAGGGCGGAGGCGCAGGUCGCCUCGCGCCCCUCACACGGACUCUGCGCGCCCGCCACACGCGGC